Camelina sativa (false flax) is the source of this 269-nucleotide messenger RNA. Lineage: Eukaryota; Viridiplantae; Streptophyta; Magnoliopsida; Brassicales; Brassicaceae. The record is from RefSeq and is a predicted model, not a curated record.
ACACAGAGCCGAAGGAAAGUGAUGGUCUAUCUACCGACAGGAGAAGUGGUCUCAUCCUACUCUACGCUGGAGCAGAUCCUCCAGAGUCUUGGAUGGGAGAGGUACUUUGGCGGCGGCGACACAGAUCUCCUCCAGUUCCACAAACGGUCCUCUAUUGAUCUCAUCUCUCUACCUAGAGAUUUCACCAAGUUCAACUCCGUUUACAUGUACGAUAUCGUCGUCAAGAACCCUAAUUACUUCCACGUCCGAGACUCCCAUUAAAUCGUCUU